GGCUCAGGGGGACGCCGCGGACCGGCCCGGGAAGCCCUUCCCCCGCCUCCCACAGAGCCCAGUGGACCCCGGCCCGGUCCACGCUGGUUCCCCCCGCUUCGCCGCCUUUCUCCUCGAAAUUCCUUCCUAUUUUGUGGGGGGAGGGGCAUGCAGUAAGGACCCAGGACCUUGGCCCCUUGCGAUCCAGCGUGGACCUGUACGGACCUCUGCGAGAGCCCCAGACUCCCAAGGAUGCCCCCCACCCCGCCAUGGAGGCCCCAAAUUGGAGAAGGUCGUCCCUGCCCCCGCGGGUUGGGGAUGCAGGCCUUGACCAAAGGAGCGGAGGGUUUUAGCCUGUGGGAGGCUCAGAAAAGGGCCCAUUCCGCAUUCGGUGGAGAGGGGCUGCAGAUCCAUGGCCCCUGUCUGGCCAGGGCGCCACGGGUACCCCCACCUCAGGGUGCUCAGCUGGCCUCUGCAGAAUAAAGACCAUCCGCCAGCCUGCUGCAGAGGCAGCAUCGGGUGCUGGGGGAGGGGCUGGCACUGCCAGGCUGAGUGCAACCAGCCUCCCUCAGCCUAUCUGCCCACCUUGGUGGGGAGGGGUACCUAAUAGUCUGGAUGGGAGGGGAGGGGGCAACAGUGGGCCCAGCCCCCAUCAGGUCACCCCUACUGGGAGAAUUUGCCUCCUGACUUCCUGCUGUAAAAAUGUACUGGCUUCUGCAGGAGGUGAGUUGGGGGCCUGGGUGCCGCAGUGAUUGCAGGGUGCAGGGGGACUCCAUGGGGUGGAGGAGAGAGGUGGCAGGGUCUAAUGUGGCACCCACAGUGUUGUGGUGCAGCCUGGGGCGGAUGUGGGGGUGCUGCCGGGUAGGGAAGCAGUGAUCUGCUGUGCCCCCUGCCCCCGGGGGUCUGAGUGGAGGUCUGAGGGUCUGUGUGCACUCCCUACUGCCUCCCUCAGACCUUGCUCCAAGGGCAGCUCAGGGAAGGAGCGUAGCAUCCAAUGCCCCCGCCCUGCUCAGGGAAGACAGAUGUCCCAGGAAUUCACUCCUCAGAUGCUUAAUAAGCACCUGCCCAGUAGGGCAGAUCAUGUGACCAGGAGCUGGGAGUUCAUCCUGAAGUCUGACUGAAUGCCUCCCCCUGCAGUCAGCCAAGGGCUCCAGGAGAGUUGCUGGGCAGGUUCUAGUCCCCUGCUGCCCUCAGCCCUCCGGAAGGCUCCUGUGCCCCAGAGGCUGCCCCCCGGGAACAGUGGCUUCCAUGCAUGCAGAUGCAGAAAGAUGCUUGAAGUCAUCCUCUGCUCCAGAACCCGACCCAGCAUCCUCUCCUCUCCAGCUGAGGCUGACCUCGGGGCCCAGAUGUUUCACCUGGACAGAGGGCCCAAGGGGGCGCGGAAGCCAGAGGGUAUCCUGGCUGCAUCUCCGGAGGCUGCAGCUCAGAGGGAGAGGAGAGGAAGGAGCCAAACCCACAGCAAGAGGGACAUGGGUCAGAUUCCGACCACCAGGACUGCAUGGGCUGAGUCCACCAGGCAGUGACUGGUAGAUGUCCCGGGAUGGCCCAGGUCUGGCACCAUGCCCAGUCCCUCCGAACUCUAGGCCACAUCCCUGGCCUGCAGAGCAGCCCCUGUUCACUUCGGGGCUCACCCCCUCCCCACUGCCCACUGCCCCACCAUGGCCGGGGACCGGCUCCCUCGGAAGGUGAUGGAUGCCAGGAAGCUGGCCAGCCUGCUGCGGGGUGGACCUGGGGGACCGCUGGUCAUCGACAGCCGCUCUUUCGUGGAGUACAGCAGUGGGCACGUGCUCAGCUCCGUCAACAUCUGCUGCUCCAAGCUGGUGAAGCGGCGGCUGCAGCAGGGCAAGGUGACCAUCGCCGAGCUCAUCCAGCCAGCCGUGCGCGGCCAGGUGGAGGCCACAGAGCCGCAGGACGUGGUGGUCUAUGACCAGAGCACACGGGACGCCAGCGUGCUGGCUGCGGACAGCUUCCUCUCCAUCCUGCUCAGCAAGCUGGACGGCUGCUUCGACAGCGUGGCCAUCCUCACGGGGGGCUUUGCCACCUUCUCCUCCUGCUUCCCUGGCCUCUGUGAGGGUAAGCCUGCUGCCCUGCUGCCCAUGAGCCUCUCCCAGCCCUGCCUGCCUGUGCCCAGUGUGGGCCUGACCCGCAUCCUGCCUCACCUCUACCUGGGCUCUCAGAAAGAUGUCCUGAACAAGGACCUGAUGACCCAGAACGGAAUAAGCUAUGUCCUCAACGCCAGCAACUCUUGCCCCAAGCCGGACUUCAUCUGUGAGAGCCGCUUCAUGCGCAUUCCCAUCAACGACAACUACUGCGAGAAGCUGCUGCCCUGGCUGGACAAGUCCAUCGAGUUCAUCGAUAAAGCUAAGCUGUCCAGCUGCCAAGUCAUCGUCCACUGUCUGGCUGGCAUCUCCCGCUCGGCCACCAUCGCCAUCGCUUACAUCAUGAAGACCAUGGGCAUGUCCUCCGAUGACGCCUACAGGUUCGUGAAGGACCGGCGCCCAUCCAUUUCGCCCAACUUCAACUUCCUGGGCCAGCUGCUGGAGUAUGAGCGCAGCCUGAAGCUGCUGGCUGCCCUGCAGGGUGACGGGGCGCCCCACCCGGGGACGCCCGAGCCCCUCCCGGGCCCUGCCGCCCCACUGCCGCCGCCGCCACCACCUACCUCAGAGAGCGCUGCCACCGGGAGCGCGGCGGCCAGUGCAGCCAGGGAGGGCUUCAAGCGCCGAAGCUGCCAGAUGGAGUUCGAGGAGGGCAUGGUGGAGGGGCGCGCGCGCGGCGAGGAGCUGGCUGCCCUGGGAAAGCAGGCCAGCUUCUCGGGCAGCGUGGAGGUCAUCGAGGUAUCCUGA
Messenger RNA from Leptonychotes weddellii (Weddell seal), 2822 nucleotides. The record is from RefSeq and is a predicted model, not a curated record. NCBI's taxonomy places the organism in Eukaryota, Metazoa, Chordata, Mammalia, Carnivora, Phocidae.